AUGGAACAUGAUCAAUACAAACAAAUAGACCAGCUUAUAACCGAGGGCUGUCGGGAUUUUGCUCGCCAGCGAUAUGACUUGGCUAUCCACCACUUCACUAGAGGUAUGAACAGUUGCAAAUACAUAGAGCAAAAUGCUGCCAGUACCGGCAACGAGACAUUGAGCAAGAUCAUUUUAAACAAGUUGGUUGCUCUCUAUGACUAUCGGGCUGCUUGUUAUGAAAAACAAAAGGAUUUGAAAAAGGCUUACCUUGAUGCUACCAAGAUCGUGAAGAUCGCACCCACGAAUUGCAGAGGAUAUUUGAGGUUAUGCAAAGUCAGGUUGGCCCGGGGUGAGAACAGAAAGGCACUUGAGACUCUCGAAAGAGGAGUCAGGGUGAUCAAAAGGGAGGGUUUGGAUGUAACGGGAACAUCCCCACAGGCCAAACUGUUCAAGAGAAUGGUGGAAGAAAGAGAUGCUCUUUCUGCUAAGAUCAUUGUUCCAAUUGACCGCAUCACUGAGAAAAGAUGCCUCGAUCCUGCUCAGCAUCUCCCGUUUGAGAUCCUGGAGAAAAUUUUGCGGAAAGCAGGAAAUACCAAGUUUAUUCUGCGAAAGUGUAUGUAUGUGUCUAAGAGAUGGACACGUGCAAUUCAAGCCAUGCCUUCCUUGUUCCAGGAUCUCGAACUGCUACGACAUGGCUCUUCAUCCUCUAUUGAAGCAUGUUUGAGUUUUUUGAAUCAGGUAGGAGACCGUCAUUCCCCAAAGGUAUUCCAAUCCCUCAAAGUUGUGGUUCCGCAAGGUAAGAACGAAGAGUCUUUAAGAGCAUUGCUAACGAGAUAUCCUAUCAGCUUCUUGCGAUUGCAUAUAAAUCUCCCGGACUCGCUCUACCUCUUCUUUCUGAUGGUUUUGAACUCGGAGAACGCGCGUUCUUUCGCUCAAACCCUCACAGAUCUGACGGUUCAGGCCAGUUUGCCAAAGCUUUGUUCCAUCUCAUGGAUGUCGUUUCUACCAAACCUCCGAACUCUUGAUCUCAGAGUUGUUCAGGAUGAAACCAAGGACAAGACGGUGUUGAAACGGUUUGGUGAAGUGCUGGAUGAAACAGUUGACCCCAGCUUCUCCUGUCCGCAGCUCGAGGAGAUAAUCAUAACCAGUGGCAUUUCGUUGAGAUUCGGUGGGUUUUUGAGUCGUGAGAGGUUUCCAAAUGUACUUACUCUCAAAUUGAGACAUCUCAACUUCAACUCUCUUAGUGAGUUUCCAGAUUGGCACAGUUUUUUCGGAUAUUACGAAACUAUAUGCUUACAGAACUGUGAUGGUCUUUCUUUCGAUUUAUUUGAGGAAACCGCAAAUAAUGGAGCCAGUUCUUCCAGACUCAAGUGGUUGACGUUUUCCAAUGGCACCACUCAUUUGAGACAACCGUUUAAACAGACUCAGCUUCUCGUGUUCAAUAAGCUUGAGUAUUUGAAUUUGACCAAAACUCAAAUUUCACUGAAAAAGAUUUAUCAAAUCUUGAGCACCGCCAGAGACACACUCACAGAGAUCAACCUUUCAGAUAUUAAGGGCUUUUCGUUUACGAGACUCCUGUUUGCCAGUCCGGACUCUGAGUUUUCCUGGAAGUUGUUCCUGCAAAAUACCCCAAAUCUGAAAAGACUAACAGUUCAAGAAGGAGCAGGACUAAACGACCAUUCUUUGAAAGAACUGGGAGAUGCUGUGGCAGAUUUUGUCUCAGCCAAGAUACUAUCUACUGGGUCAAGCUAUUCUUUUAGACUGGAGCUGUUGGACCUGUCGUAUAACGAUAUUACGAGACGUGGACUAAUUGGCAUGUUCCAGAACGUCGACUACAUAGUCAAGAGAAGGACCGAACUUGCUGAGCCAGUUUCUUUCUUUGCAGAAACUCUGGUCCUUGGUGGAAUUGGCAUGAGGCCGGAAGACGAGUUUUUCAUGAAGAGCGGCUUCUGCUCCCGAUGCAUAGUUCAUAGAGUCACGCGUUCCAGCCAGAAGUAUGAGUGA
This is a messenger RNA of Kuraishia capsulata CBS 1993, 1986 nucleotides long. RefSeq lists its product as uncharacterized. The transcript has a single exon. Lineage: Eukaryota; Fungi; Ascomycota; Pichiomycetes; Pichiales; Pichiaceae. Gene Ontology annotation, molecular function: Hsp90 protein binding. The record is from RefSeq and is a predicted model, not a curated record. The coding region runs from base 1 to 1986 and encodes 661 amino acids.